AUGUCGGUCCUAGUAAAUGGAAGUCCAACGGAAGAUUUUCGGGUUUAUCACGGAUUGAGGCAAAGAGAUCCUAUGCCUCUUUUCCACUUUUCAAUUGUCACGGAAGCUUUUGCUAAAAUGGUGAAUAGGGCUUCUAAUAUGGGAUUGCUUAAGGGCUUUAAGGUUAAUGACGGUGCUAGUUACAACCUCUUACAAUUUGCAGACGGAUAUCAUCCAUUUGAGCGAUGGUGA
Messenger RNA from Lathyrus sativus (Indian pea), 231 nucleotides. The record is from the annotation of a GenBank genome assembly. NCBI's taxonomy places the organism in Eukaryota, Viridiplantae, Streptophyta, Magnoliopsida, Fabales, Fabaceae.